AUGGCGACGACUUCCCAGAGCGCUCUAAUUACUGGUGGAGCCAGUGGAAUGGGCCUUGAGGUCGUCAAGGCUCUUGCACGUCGGGGCGGAUGGCACCUUCAUCUCCUCGACCUCAACGCAGAGAGAGGCAAGCAAGCAGCUUCUGAAGUUGGGAACGCGACCUUCCACAAAGUCAACGUACUAGACUACGACUCUCUCGCAAAUGUCUUCCAAGAAGUGUACGAUACCGAAGGCAGACUGGACUUUGUCUUCGCCAACGCGGGAAUCGUAGAGCGAUUCAACUUUUACGAGUCACAUCCACCGGGGAAACCACCGCCACCCCCUGAUCAGACCGUCGUCGACAUCAAUUUGAAGUCGGUUCUGAACACUGCCUGGCUUGCUCAGCAUUACUUCAGGCAGUCUACGGAUAGUGAUAACAAGAACUUAAUCAUGACAAGUUCCGUUGGCGGCUUUUAUCGAUGUUUGGUUUCACCUUCUUAUUGCGCUUCCAAACAUGGCGUUGUGGGCUUGAUGCGGAGCAUUGCACCAUUCUUUUACAAACAUCAUGGUGUUCGAGUCAAUGCGAUCUGCCCUGCCAGCGUCCGGACCAACUUGCUCGACUCCACUGCUUGGAACACCUUCGACAAGGAUGUCUUUGUGCCGAUCGAAAAGAUAUCCGAAGCUGUUCUCAUGUUGAUCGAUGGUUACGACCUUGGCGGCAAAGCUGUCGGCUCGGGUGAGCCCCUUCACCGCAGCAAUGGCGUGACCAGUGGCGAGAAGUUGUACGGCCAGGCUGUUGAGCUGUCAGGGACUAAUCACUACUAUCGUGAGCAGAUUCCACUCUGUUCGGGUCAUCAAGCAGCAUGUAUGAAGGCCACUGAACGCGAGACAUAUGUCGAAUGA
Messenger RNA from Zasmidium cellare ATCC 36951, 882 nucleotides. RefSeq lists its product as uncharacterized. Gene Ontology annotation, molecular function: oxidoreductase activity, acting on the CH-OH group of donors, NAD or NADP as acceptor. NCBI's taxonomy places the organism in Eukaryota, Fungi, Ascomycota, Dothideomycetes, Mycosphaerellales, Mycosphaerellaceae. Gene Ontology annotation, cellular component: cytoplasm. Bases 1 to 882 code for a protein of 293 amino acids. The record is from RefSeq and is a predicted model, not a curated record. The transcript is spliced from 2 exons.